UCUAUGCAAAAUGGCGGCAGAUUUCUUUUGGACAACACUUUUUACAAUUCUCUUCUUCGCCUUACCAGCGUUGAUAAGAAGUCAAAGUAAUAGAACUGUGUUUUCUCCCUCGUCUACGUCAGGUUGUACCUGUGAUCUAACUGGUAAUGGGUGUGAUGUGAAUUGUUGCUGUGAUACUGACUGUACCACAGUAGAUCAACAGUCAUUUACAGAAUGCAGAGACAAUGAUGUCAAUCGAGAUAGCAGAGUGUGUGUUUCCGAAGAAGUUAUUUUUAAGCAAAACACCAAGUUUUUGACUGAAACUACAGGGACUGGUUUGUUCUGUAUUGUCAGAGACAACUAUGAAUCUCGCAAUUUUUAUAAUGAUGUGCAGACUGCUACUACCAGUGAAGAAUUCUCUAACUUAAAGAGUCAAUCAGCUGCUGCUACUGUGUAUGAUUACAGUGGACAGUCAGAUACAAGUUCUUCAGGAUCAACCUCAUACAUGGUGGGUGAUCCAAUCAUUCUUCAAUUUAACAAUGGUGCAAAAGGAUUCCUAGUCCUACCCAGACCCUUGCUUGGAGGUGAAUGUGAUGACAGGAGUGCUGCAGGAUAUCGUCAGGAUGCUAGCACAGAGUGCACCAGAACCAUUACAGAUUUGACUACAGAAUGUGAAUCAAAUGCAGUACUAAGUGCUAGAAGUUAUUUUGAAGGCUUUGAGGUUGUUAAGAAUCCUGCCAUCAUCCCAUCAAAUAGUACAGUCACCAACUCAACCAACAACUCAACUAGCCCUGUCAGUAACUCUGUAGCUGUUGAAGUCAAACAGCCUGUGUUGUGUAAAACAAACCUUGGUAUACCAAUUCAGUGCUCCUUCAUUUCACCCCCACAUCCGACUUUAGAUGCUCAAAACAAGACAUGUAAUGAUGUUACUUAUGAGGUGUCAUAUACAAUACUUUAUUCCAAUGACUCAACUGACAUUGUGUCAGUGCUGGCUGAGUUUGUAUUGGGAAGCAUCGCAGCAGAAGACAGAGUGGCCCUGAGGCAAAAAGUCUCCAUCAGGUUUCUAAAGGCCGGAAGUGAAGACAACACAUUCAAGAGAUCAGGCAAUCCUGGUUACAUUGUUGGCGAGCCUCUGGUUGCAGGCAAUUUGACCACAGAGAGUGACAAGGAGGCGAUCGCUCUGAACAGCGACCGUAACACUUGGCUAACAAUCAUCAGUCCUACAGCAGGUGGAACUUGCUGCAGUAACUGCACUGAUCGUACCUCGGUAGCAUUUGGAGUAGACAUGCGCACUGGCUGCACUAUCAGCAUCCCGCAGGGAUCACAGUUACAGUGCAAGUUGCUUCAAGAAACAGUGUACAACACAUUGUUAAGAGACCAACCCACUUACGUGGCUUCUUUCGGAAACUCAGAUGUGAACAGCGUGGGAGACUGGCCUGUACAAGGAGACAAUGAGUGUCGGAACAUGAGAUUGGGGCUUCACAUCGAAGUUCUGUUUGCAAAUUUUGGUUUCUUAGCCAAACCCCAACCGCGGGUAGUGGGAGUUAUGUAUACAUAUGACGAACCGAAGGAUGUGCAGUAUCAGUGCAGGGGAAUUAACUGUCAGCCUGGUAGCUCCAGCCUCGAGCAGCGAGUGGAGGUCGUCUCAUCGGUCGGUUUCGUUGAUGUCUCCAACCGACCAGAACCGCUGGUCAAACCUGUACCUACCUUUGAGGCUAAAGCAGCGUCCGAUUUCUUUUUCCCUUUCUUUUGAACCGAUCAGUUUAUUGACUAACCACCCUGGUUAGAGCAACUCGUAGACCCAAACGAAUUCUCUUUGAAUUCGUUUGAGGUGAAUUUCAUCGCAAUUGUCUCAAGCUUGACGAUUGUUUCAGCGUUCACGACGAGUGCUCGGCGAUUCCCAGCAAAAGACCAUCGUCUCAGAGAUUGUAUGGUAACGGAGAUACAAAUCUGAUAAACUGCUCAGUUUGUAAUUUAGAAACUUCUUCAACAAACAGGAGUCCACGGUCAGUGCGGAAGGUACAUUUAUCAUGGAAGGGAAAAAAAGUAAUGUUUUUUUUGUUGAAAGCAAAGAUUCAAGUAAUGCGGCAAACUGGUUCGAAAUAGUUGGGAAACGAUGUGCAAGGGUGUACAACCUGCUCGACAUCUGACAAAUCAGUUUUACAUCGGAUUGGGGGGAAGAAGGAAGUGGUAGAUCAGGCGUUAACGGUGGAAACAAAAACUGGAAUGCAGAGAAUAUGUUGGAGUAUCUUUGUGGACUGGUUUUGUGGAACAUGACCAGGUCUAACUACUAACAAUAGUUUUAUUUAUCAAAAAGGAAAUUCCAAAGUAACUGAUAUUACACUGCGGCGUUGUAAUUAUGAUAAAGUUUGUUGUUUGCACUUGUUUAAAUAUUCUUGCAAAGAAAAAGUUUUCAGUUAAGUGUGUAUCAUUUUAAUUGUAACGAAGAUACACGAAAGUGUGUUAAAGGAUAAUAAUACGUCUCAUCAUAUGUAUCUCUUUGUUGAAUGGAUAAAUGGAUAAAAUCCGUGACAACUGUUGCUUGAAAAUAAUGAAAAUAA
This is a messenger RNA of Pocillopora verrucosa, 2540 nucleotides long. NCBI's taxonomy places the organism in Eukaryota, Metazoa, Cnidaria, Anthozoa, Scleractinia, Pocilloporidae. The record is from RefSeq and is a predicted model, not a curated record.